This is a messenger RNA of Salvia miltiorrhiza (redroot sage), 477 nucleotides long. RefSeq names its product LOB domain-containing protein 25-like. The transcript has a single exon. NCBI's taxonomy places the organism in Eukaryota, Viridiplantae, Streptophyta, Magnoliopsida, Lamiales, Lamiaceae. The coding region runs from base 1 to 477 and encodes 158 amino acids. The record is from RefSeq and is a predicted model, not a curated record.
AUGGCUUCUUCUUCAUCAUCUUCGAGCAGCUACUCAAGCCCUCCGUGCGCCUCCUGCAAAUUCCUGCGACUGAGAUGCCUAUCCGGCUGUAUCUUCGCUGCGUAUUUCCCGGCGGAGGAGCCGACGAAGUUCGUGAACGUGCUCAAGAUCUUCGGCGCCAGCAACGUGAGCAAGCUGCUGAACGAGAUCCCGCCUCACCAGCGCGAGGACACCGUGAAGUCGCUGGCUUACGAAGCCGAGGCUCGGCUGAAAGAUCCCGUCUACGGCUGUGUGUGGGGGCCAUCACCAUUUUUUAACGCCAGGUCUUCACCCUUGACGCCGAGCUUCUUCCUCACAGAUUUGUGUUUACACGCCCUUUCUCAGAAAAUCAGAAACGCCGAGCUUCUUCCUCACAGAUUUUUCGACUUCUCUUCAUCGGUAUGUUUAGUGUGGCGCAGACCAUGGGCAGUGCGUCAUGCUGCAAGUGUGGCAUCUUAA